This is a messenger RNA of Syzygium oleosum, 1823 nucleotides long. RefSeq names its product oleoyl-acyl carrier protein thioesterase 1, chloroplastic. Lineage: Eukaryota; Viridiplantae; Streptophyta; Magnoliopsida; Myrtales; Myrtaceae. Bases 265 to 1383 code for a protein of 372 amino acids. The transcript has 8 exons. The record is from RefSeq and is a predicted model, not a curated record. Gene Ontology annotation, molecular function: fatty acyl-[ACP] hydrolase activity; acyl carrier activity. Gene Ontology annotation, biological process: fatty acid biosynthetic process.
AACAUCGAGUCGUCGACGUCCAGACACGAGAGCCUCGACAGCCCCGCUGUCGCCCCGCGUCGCAAUUUACGACCAAAUCGAAGGUCAAGAUUUGCCAGACAUCUCCUGCGAGUUGAUGCUAUUUCCACUCCACGUCCUCGGUCCCAUCGACACAAAAAGCUUCCCACGAUCCCGCGAUCCCCACCGUCGCCUCGUAUCUCCCGUCUCCCAGAAAAUCGCCGCCUCGUAAACCACGAAAGCCCCGCGACCGCCGCCGUUCUCGAGAUGUUGAAGCUCUCGUGGAAUGCCGCGGACCAUGCUCAGGCCCUGUCCCAAUGCAGAUUCCUGGAAGGGCCGAGGCCCGGGCUCCUCGCUUCCGGGAGGAGAGCCGCCGCCGCGACCGUCUCUUGCUGCUCCUCCCCGGCGAGCAAAGCUCCGGCCUUGGCGGUCGUCUCCGACGGGUUGGCCCGGGUCGAGCCCGGGUCGGGCAGCUUGGCGGACCGGCUCAGGCUGGGCAGCUUGACCGAGGACGGGCUGUCGUACAAGGAGAGGUUCAUAGUGAGGUGCUAUGAGGUGGGGAUGAACAAGACGGCCACCGUCGAGACCAUCGCCAAUCUGUUGCAGGAGGUUGGGUGUAAUCAUGCUCAGGGUGUUGGAUUUUCAACCGAUGGAUUUGCGACGACCACUACGAUGCGGAAAAUGAAUCUCAUAUGGGUUACUGCCCGCAUGCAUAUUGAAAUAUACAAAUACCCGGCUUGGAGUGAUGUGGUGGAAAUAGAGACAUGGUGUCAAGGAGAAGGCAGGAUCGGAACUAGACGAGACUGGAUACUCAAGGACUAUGCAACUGAUCGAGUAAUUGGAAGAGCUACUAGCAAGUGGGUCAUGAUGAAUCAAGAAACUAGAAGACUCCAGAAAGUCAGCGAUGAUGUUCGUGAUGAGUAUCUGAUUUUCUGUCCACGAGAAUCGAGAUUAGCGUUCCCAGAGGAGAACAAUGGCAGCUUGAAAAAAAUAGCUAAGCUGGAAGACCCUGCUCAGUAUUCAAGGCUGGGGCUUGUUCCUAGACGAGCUGAUCUGGACAUGAACCAACAUGUCAACAACGUCACCUACAUCGGAUGGGUUCUAGAGAGCAUGCCUCAAGAAAUUAUCGACUCCUAUGAACUGCAAACGAUCACACUGGAUUACAGGCGUGAGUGUCAGCACGAUGAUGUCGUCGAUUCGCUGAGCAGUCAUGAACCAGACGAGACCUUGGAGGCCAUCUCGCAGCUCAAUGGAACCAACGGAUCAGCUGUAUCUCCGGCGACAGAAGAUUAUCGCCAGUUUCUCCACUUACUCAGGUUGUCUGGUGACGGCCUAGAAAUAAACCGUGGCCGCACCCAGUGGAGAAAGAAGCCUAUGAGGCGUUGAGCCUGGUGGCUUUCAGGAUGCGUUGAAUCAGUCCCAGCCAAGUCGGAGGAAUCAGAGGAAAAGAAAAGCAUCUUCUAGACACAAACUUCCGGGACUAUUAACAUAGCGGAUCUUUAUUAGAAACGCCAUCGGCUGUAAAAAUUUAGGUUCACAGGAAAGGUUUGGUUGGUGACCAAGGGACAUUUGCAAAAGAAUCUGGGUCGUUUUCCAAUGUACCUCGAUACCAGUAAGAACAGCGCCCGUGGAGAUAGUACUUCUCGAUUUUAACUUCCUUGCGAUAAUGAAAGGCCGAAUUCUUGACGAAACUACAUUAUUGGUUUUACUGACAUCGUUUGAACAGAAAGCGUCCUAUGUUGGACUUCACAAACGAGGAAUGCGUUAUUAAGUGAAAAGAGAAGGCACAUGAUUAUAAUUGGUAAAAAAGGAUUCAAAUUGCAGAA